CCUAUCAAUUAUAAUAUUUAAAUCCCUUAUUUUUGAUAUUGCUAAUUUAUACACUUAUUAAAUAUCAUGAAGGAAGGGGAAUAUCAAACACCUACUGGUGAAUUUACUACUGGCCUUUGUGAUUGUUGCACUGAUUGUUCAGGCUGUUGCCUUACAUUUUGUUGCCCCUGCGUUUCCUUUGGCCGGAUGGCAGAAAUCCUCGAUCAAGGCUCAGUAUCAUGUUGUACAGCUGGAACAUUUUAUUUAAUACUUGCAACAUUUGUUGGGUUCCACUGGUUAUACACAUGCACAUACCGCGCAAAGAUGAAGGCCUUAUUUGGGUUUCCAAAGAGCACUUGCGAUGAUUGUUGCGCCCAUUUCUUUUGUCAUUGUUGUGCCUUGGCUCAAGAGUACCGUGAGCUUAAGCACCGUGGCUACCACCCUUCUCUUGGUAACUACUACUCUAUCCUCCAAAUAUACAUCUAUCUCUCUCCAUACAUACUACCUCCGUUCUAUAGUACUUGCACUAUUUCAGUUUGGCAUACGCAUAAAUAAUUGGUUAAAAACAAAAUAGUGCUCCUUUAGAUUCACCAUAUGCAUCUCAUUUAACUUGACAUUUUUGCUAAUGUACCAUUUUAACCAUUAAUAUCUUUAAUUGUACAUAAUUAAAAAUUAUAAUAAGUUGAUAUUAAGACGAAUCAAACAAGAUUUCAAAUGACUAUUUCAUAACUUAUAGAUUAAACCCUGUUUAGUUCACCUGAUUUUUACUUAUCAAACCCGAUUUUUUAUUGCAACAAAUUUUUACUAAUUGAAACAGAUUUUAAUAAAUUGUAACCAUUUUUUUAGUUAUAAAUUAUAACUGAGUUUUACUGAAUAAAAUCGAUUAUUACUUGUUGUAACUGAGUUUUGAUGAUUAAAACCGAUUUCUACUGAUCAAAACUUAUUCUUACUGAUUACUUAUUGUUUUUAAGGUGAACUAAUCAAGGCAUAAGAAUACAAUACAUCUUAACGUGAUUGAUGAAUAGUGUCAAAAGUCAAAUAAGUCACUUAAACUGAAUAAGUGGGAGCAUUUUUUUCCCUUAAAUAACAACAAAAGUGUAAAAAUUAAUGACCUAUAAAGUAAGAAUAAAGUAUAUAGAAUAAAGUAGAAGUAAAAAGACAAUUUAUAAAUUACUUUAUGACAUAUAUAGUAAUAAAAUGUAACCAGUAAUAAAAAAAAUGUAAUCAGUAUAAUACAACCGCGGAAGUCAAAAACAAUAACUUAAAUUGAUCAUGCUCAAACCAUCAGGUCAGAGCCUGAUUUUAUAAUAUGUAGCCUUCUUUACAAAAAAAAAAAAAAAAAAAAAAAAAAAAAAAGAAAAGAAAGAAAAAAGAUCAUACUCG
Messenger RNA from Amaranthus tricolor (Joseph's coat), 1362 nucleotides. RefSeq names its product cell number regulator 9-like. Bases 67 to 534 code for a protein of 155 amino acids. The record is from RefSeq and is a predicted model, not a curated record. Lineage: Eukaryota; Viridiplantae; Streptophyta; Magnoliopsida; Caryophyllales; Amaranthaceae. The transcript has 3 exons.